AAUUUACAGAAAAGCCCAUUUCCCCGUUUCCAAUCUCAAAUUGCAGCAAGAAAUGCAACGCAAAGUGUAUAUAUAUUUUUUUCUUUUAAAAAAAAAAUAAGGGUAGAGAUAGAUAAAAUAACAGUUAAGAGAAUGAAUAGGAAAAAUAAAUUUUUAUUUUUUUAUUUGUAAUUUAGUGGACUCAGAUAAUAAGAUGAUUGAUAUAUUAUUAGCAAGUAAAAAUGGUAAUAGUGAGGAUAAUGAUGGAGUGAGUAUGCAUGCAUGAUGAUGGAUGAAGCAUAGAGGUGAAGACCAAAGAGGGAAGGAUGUAGUGUGUCCUUUUGUGGUGCUUCCAUUGUAUGAAGUAAGAAAUGAAGUCAAAUUAAUAGGCAGGCAGCCUCCUUAAGGCUCAAACUCAUUGAGUGUCACCUCAUCCCCCGGUCCGAUUCCGAUGUCUCCCCACAUUUCCCUCCUUUGUCAGAAAUCCAACACACACACACACUUUUAAUUUAAUAGAAAUACUAUUAAUUUUUUCAAAAAUAAAAUUAAAAAAAAAAAAGAAGACGACGACGAGCAUAGCAGAGCAGAGCAGGAGACAGACAUCUGUAGCAGAUCACACAACACCGCCCUCGCCUCCUCCCCUACCUUUCACUUUGAACCCAUUUCCCAUCUACAUUACCAUCCCCCAUUUGGAGACCUCAGUCACUCGGAUCUCCGCCCAUGGCUGCAGCCCUCGAGUGCUGGUCCAGCCGAGCCACCACCGCCGAUGACGACAUGGUCGAGCAGGUUUUGAUGCGCUCCAACGACAGAUCCGAGGACACCUCCUCCUCCUCCUCCUCCUCUGCUUCUGCCAAACUUGAAGCCCCGUCCGCCAAGAACAAACGGUUCCAGAGGUUGAGCAGGAACGUCUCGGAGGCCAUUGCCUCUCUCAAGAACUCUCUCAAUCUCGACACUUCCUCCCCACGUGAUCAGCUUCCUCCUCCCGUUCCUUCUGUCCCUUCAUCUUCCUCCAAGGCCGACGUUUGCCGGAAAGUGGUCUGGGGUACCGUUGUACGGAACUUGACUCAGCUUUAUCCUGGAAGCCAGUUGCCUGAGAAGCUUGUCUCCAAUAUCCGCAAGCAUUAUGAUUCCUUGCCUCUCAGUUAUGCACAGGCGGGAUUUGAUAUGAAAGAAGUAUUUCUACAUAUAAAAUUGAUAGAACAGGCAUCAGGGGAUGAUCACCCUGCUAUAUUUAUUCAGCAAACUUCUGAUGAUGAGGUACAAGGUUGCGUGUUUAAGCUCACAUUUGCUUGUAAUUCUUCCUUUUCUUGGUCUGCCAUGUCUGGUGCUCUUGAUUCUGCUUCCAUCUGUUGCAAGAAGAUACAGAUAUUUGAGAAGAAAGGGUUCACCCUUGGAAUUAUUCUCUUCUUGGUUCAAUCCGCCCAAGACAAGUUUUUUAAAUCCCAUGUCGAGAGUGCCCUCAAAUCUGCUCUUCGGAAGCCCAAGACGACCACUGUUAAACUACCAUUUGGACUUUGUGGAUGUCAGGAGGAGAGUACUAAAGGGAGAGAUUUUGGGGAAAUUGAAGAAGAACCAAGUGAGCAAACUCACAGAAAUGGGAUUGAAAAUCCAAAUGCCAGGAUUCAGCUUCCAAUGCCUCUGCCCUCUUCAUCGUUUGUCGUAUUGGUUGAUGAAUGGCAAACUAUUCAAUCAGGGGCAGACGAGAUUGGGAAAUGGCUAUUGAACUCUGAAAGUCUUGAGUUUAUUGAUCAGAUUGCACCCAACUCUUUUAAAGGCGUCUACAAGGGUAAACGUGUUGGAAUCGAAAAGCUUAAAGGAUGUGACAAGGGGAAUUCUUAUGAGUUUGAACUUCGAAAAGAUCUCUUAGAGCUUAUGACUUGUGGGCAUAGGAACAUUUUGCAAUUCUAUGGUGUUUGUGUCGAUGAGAAUAAUGGUUUGUGCGUCGUGACAAAGUUGAUGGAAGGUGGAUCAGUCCAUGAUUUGAUGCUGAAGAACAAGAAGCCUCAGAUUAAGGAGAUAAUGAGGAUUGCUGCUGAUGUAGCAGAAGGAAUCAAGUUUAUGAAUGAUCAUGGUGUUGCAUACAAAGACCUUAACACACAGAGGAUUCUACUAGAUAAGCAUGGUAAUGCAUGCUUGGCGGACAUGGGUAUAGUCACUGCUUGCAAGAGUGUUAGUGAAGCAAUGGAGUAUGAAACCGAUGGCUACCGUUGGCUUGCUCCUGAGAUCAUUGCUGGGGACCCAGAGAAUGUUACGGAGACAUGGAUGAGUAAUUCCUAUAGUUUUGGGAUGGUAAUUUGGGAGAUGGUGACAGGUGAGGCAGCCUAUUCUGCAUGUUCACCGGUGCAAGCAGCAGUAGGAAUAGCUGCGUGUGGUCUAAGGCCUGAUAUCCCUAAGGACUGCCCGCAAAUCCUCAAAUCUCUGAUGACCAAGUGCUGGAAUAGUUGCCCGUCAAAGCGACCGCAAUUUUCUGAUAUUUUAUCUCUGUUGUUGCGGACCAGUUACAGGUAAAAGUUAUACCUAAAAAUAAUUCAUAAAAUGUAUCCAUUCAUGCUAAAAUUCUGUUAUAGGAGGCUUGGUAUGAUGUCUUGCUACAAAGCAUGAAUGUAGACUUAGAAGUUCCUACAGCGGAAAUCUCAUAGUUCUAGUUAUAUCUUGUUUGUUUCAAAUCAACAUUUUUCAUUUGACAGCCAAGGAAGAAAAUUAAAAAGGAAAAAAAGAACAGGUCAUUACUGAA
This is a messenger RNA of Gossypium arboreum, 2713 nucleotides long. RefSeq names its product receptor like protein kinase S.2-like. The transcript has 3 exons. Gene Ontology annotation, molecular function: protein kinase activity; ATP binding. The record is from RefSeq and is a predicted model, not a curated record. NCBI's taxonomy places the organism in Eukaryota, Viridiplantae, Streptophyta, Magnoliopsida, Malvales, Malvaceae. Gene Ontology annotation, biological process: protein phosphorylation. The coding region runs from base 700 to 2487 and encodes 595 amino acids.